Molecule: messenger RNA, 766 nt
Organism: Xiphias gladius (swordfish)
Lineage: Eukaryota; Metazoa; Chordata; Actinopteri; Istiophoriformes; Xiphiidae
Gene: mrpl51
Product: mitochondrial ribosomal protein L51
Exons: 4
Coding region: 208-603 (131 amino acids)
Biological process (GO): translation
Cellular component (GO): mitochondrial large ribosomal subunit
Molecular function (GO): structural constituent of ribosome
Source: RefSeq, a predicted model, not a curated record
UACUGACAAUACGGUACCGGUGCAAUGCAUUGUGGGACACAAAGGAAGAUGGAGGCUGCCGCUGGUAGCAUGUUCAAGCCUCAAUAACGUUUAUUUUAAAGUGUUACGACUCUGCAGAGGCUUCAGUUUAUGCUCCGUUGGUACAAUAACAAAGGGACUGAACUGGGGUACGGUUGCUAAUUGGCGUGGAAAGAGAAAACGUCGGACAUGUCUGUGCUGGGAGGUCUGCUGAGAGCUGGAGCGUCCUUCUGUCAGUCUGCCGGGACGCUGCUGCGCACAGCCAGGACCAUUUCUACCGGUACAUGCUGCCAGAUCAGGAUGCAUGCCAUCCCUCAACUGAAGAAGGUGGACAGGUGGACUGAGAAGAGGAGCAUGUUUGGAGUUUAUGAUAACAUAGGCAUAUUAGGAGAUUUUAAAGCUCAUCCCAAAGACCUUAUUGUGGCCCCCUGCUGGUUGAAGGGUUUCAGAGGUAAUGAACUGCAGCGUCUAAUUAGAAAGAAGAAAAUGGUGGGAGACAGAAUGAUGACUCUGGACAGACACAACUUGCAGAAGAGGAUCCGUUUCCUGUACAGACGCUUAAACCGCACUGGCAAACAUCGCUAAAAUGAAACAAACCAUAACGGCACAUACAUUGAACCAGCCAAUAAGGACUGUUGGAGUCUAGUGGUGUGAUUUCAUGCUGUCAAUGUGCUGUAUAUUUUCAUUUUCUAAGUUAUGUGCAUAAAAAGAGAACUGAUUUGUGUGUUUCAGAGUGGCAUACUUCCUA